Messenger RNA from Hyposmocoma kahamanoa, 2109 nucleotides. RefSeq lists its product as uncharacterized. Gene Ontology annotation, biological process: DNA integration. The record is from RefSeq and is a predicted model, not a curated record. Gene Ontology annotation, molecular function: nucleic acid binding. NCBI's taxonomy places the organism in Eukaryota, Metazoa, Arthropoda, Insecta, Lepidoptera, Cosmopterigidae. The transcript is spliced from 3 exons. Bases 1 to 2109 code for a protein of 702 amino acids.
AUGACAGCUGACGCGAGUGGCGUGGGGGUGGGCGCGGUGAUCUCCCACUUGACGCCGGACGGCGAGAGGCCCGUGGCGUAUGCCUCACGCUCGCUCAGUGCAACCGAGCGAGCGUACGCGCAAAUAGAUAGGGAGGCUCUGGCUAUUGUGUAUGGAAUUAGAAAGUUUCAUCAGUAUUUGUAUGGUCGGAAAUUCACUCUCAGAACCGACCACAAACCCUUAACGUAUAUAUUAGGCAAUAAAGCAGGCAUUCCUAUUAUGGCGGCAUCACGCUUGCAGAGGUGGGCCGUACUGUUAUCGGGAUACAAUUAUGAUAUAGAAUAUGUCGCAUCACACAAGAAUUGCGCCGACGCGCUGUCGCGGUUACCGCAAACCGGUUUCGAGCAGACUAGAGCCGUGGAAAAGACUUAUAUGCAUUUCGUUGAGCAAUUUUUACCGAUAACAAAUAAGGAUGUAAAAGUUGCAACUUCAAAAGAUACUAUUAUGCGCCGCGUAAUGUCGUACGUUCAAACUGGCUGGCAAAAUGUAUGUAAGGACGACGCGAUAAGACCUUUUCAUAACAAACGCAAUGAGUUAUACAUAGAUCGUGGGUGUCUUAUGUGGGGUUAUAGAUUAGUCAUACCUCAAAGUUUAAGGGAAAAAGUAUUAAGGCAGUUGCACAUGAGUCAUAUGGGCAUAGUUAAAACUAAAUCUAUAGCUCGAAGCUAUGUGUGGUGGCCCAAUAUAGACGCGGACUUAGAAGCAGUUUGCAAACAAUGUGAGACAUGUGCAGCGGAGGCGCAGAUGCCGUCGCGCGCCCCCCCGAAACCUUGGCCGUAUCAUACUCAGCCUUGGAGUCGGAUACAUAUAGAUUUCCUGGGACCGUUGAACGGUAAAACUUAUUUAGUACUUGUCGAUGCCAGCAGUAAAUGGCUCGAAUACUUAGAAGCACAUUUGCACGAUUUGGACUGCCAAUGGAAGUCGUAUCGGACCAGGGACCCCCGUUUACGAGCUGUGAGUUUCAGGAGUUUUUUGAAUAACAAUGGCAUUCAACAAUCUUUCUCGCCUGCUUAUCACCCUGCGUCGAAUGGGGCGGCCGAGAACGCGGUCAAACUUUGCAAACAGGUGAUAAAAAAAGCUAAUAGGGAAUCGAUAGAUACUGAUGCGGCUUUGCAAACGUUUUUGCUAUCAUAUAGGAACAGCAUCCAUAGUAGUACGGGCGACACGCCCGCCAUGCUGCUGCAGCGGCGGCCGUUGCGCUCGAGACUGGACCUAUUGCGCAGUGAUAGUGCACGCGAGCAGAGCGUCAGGCGCGCGCAGCAUCGUCAGCUGCAAAAUGCAGGCGGCGUAAUCCGCGCGCUCGCCCCCGGUGAGCCGGUGUGGGCUAGGGGUUUCAGCGGGCCAGACAAAUGGCACAAGGGCACAGUAGUGGGCAGCGAAGGUUCGCGGAGGUACAUAGUGGAUAGCGGUGACGGUCGACUAAUGUACAGGCACGUUGAUCAAGUGAAGCGCAGGUCUAGAAUGUCUGACGUUCCAUGUCCCGGUAAGGAGAGUUAUAGGAGUGAGGAAGCUGGGGGUCAUGCAGAAGUGACGGCGGAGGCGGAGGUCGCGGGUGAGACCGAGGACGGGGUUUUAACAUCCCCUGCCGGUGAGGGCCUCAUUUCUAGUGAGUGUUCAUCGAGCACUCAACAGAGUGAGCCUAACUUGGCACAGCCGCCGUUUUCCCGUGAGGGUAACAUUGUUGGAUGCGGCAGCAAAAUAAGAGAUUUGUACUAUAUGGAGUGCUCUAAAUGCAAACAGACAUAUGACCUGGUAUGCAUAAAUAUUGACAAAGAUCACUUCAAGGACCUGUCACAUUCAUAUAAAGAAAAUUGGCUCUGCCCAUCUUGCGUAUGCUCGCGACCAAAAGGAGAUAACACGUCCACACCAGUACGUUCGCCCAACAACAAAUGCAAUAAUGUAAACACGCUCCGCGGAAGUAGACACCCAGUGACAAAGCCCUCUACUACUAAGGAUGUGCCGUCGACAAAUAUCAAAAUGUCAAAGCUGGUAUCUGAAUUACGUCAACUUAGGCAAGAAGUGAUCGAAGUGAAGCAACAAAACUUGGAAAUAAAAAAACACAUGUCCUGA